CUGACGGUCGGUGGCAGAUAAACUCGCAAGCGGCACCAGCAGCAAUGGCGGCUCCCAGCAGAAAGCAGACUUUAAGGUUUCUCAGCCAGUUGGGGGCGUUUAUUUUGACCCGGUUCGGGUUUUGGAACUGCUUCAGCAUGUUGAUGCUGUUUGCUGAGCGGGCGGACUCAAAAAGGAAGCCAGACAUCCAUGUACCGUACCUGUACGUGGACAUGGGGGCGGCGGUGCUCUGCGCCAGCUUCAUGUCCUUCGGGGUGAAGAGGAGGUGGUUUGCGAUGGCCGCUGCCGUACAACUGGCCCUCAGCACUUACGCAGCGUAUGUUGGAGGACAGGUGUACUACGGGGACUGGCUUAAGGUACGAAUGUAUUCCAGAGCGCUGGCCGUCAUUGGAGGCUUUCUGGUUCUGGCCAGCGGGGCGGGGGAGGUGUACAGACAGAAGCCUCGCAGCAGAUCCCUGCAGUCCACGGGACAAGUUUUCCUGGGAGUUUACCUCAUCUGCAUGGUGUACUCCCUCCAGCACAGCAAAGAGGACCAGCAGGCCUAUCUGAACCACAUCGUGGGAGGAGAGAUCACCCUGAUCCUGCUGCAGGUGCUGUUCGGGGUGCUGGCUCUGGCCUUUCUCUCCGGCUACUACGUCCGCCUGGCCGCUCAGAUCCUGGCCACCGCCCUGCCGCUGGUGAUCCUGCUCAUUGACGGCAAUCUGGGCUACUGGCACCACAAUCGCAAGGUGGAGUUCUGGAACCAGAUGAAGCUGAUCGGACACAACGUGGGCAUCUUCGGCGCCGUGCUGAUCCUGGCCACUGACGGUUGAACCCUUCGGGGCUCCCAAAGGGGGAGGGGGGUGAAUGUUACAGACCGAGGUGCCUGCGCAGGAUGCGGUUGUCGGCCUCCGGGGCCGGAGCCUGACUUUGUCCUCAAAGCUGCCGUCGCUCGGUGACCCCUCAGGAUUCAAACACUCCGGGCUUGAGACUGUUGGAUGUAAGCGCCGGCGAUUGUCGUUGCGCACCAGUUGGUAUCUUUUUGCUUUUUGCAAGAAAAAAGGAGAAAAAAAAAACACAAGCUUCCUCUUUUUUUUUUUUGGGUGCAAUUUAAUAAUUUAUUUAGAUUCAUGAUUACAUUUUUGUAUCUGUGAGGCUCUGAAAACAUGACGAUAAUGUGGAGUAUUGCUACCGUCUGUAUGCAGAGAAUAUUCUGUCUGCUCCAAAACCCAACAUUAAAUGGGUUUAAUGUUGCACAGUAUGUGGUUUAAAUCAUUUGCAAAUAAAGAGGAACUUAAAAAUGUAA
Cyclopterus lumpus (lumpfish) is the source of this 1285-nucleotide messenger RNA. It is a transcript of the gene tmem101, whose product is annotated as transmembrane protein 101. Gene Ontology annotation, biological process: positive regulation of canonical NF-kappaB signal transduction. Bases 45 to 812 code for a protein of 255 amino acids. NCBI's taxonomy places the organism in Eukaryota, Metazoa, Chordata, Actinopteri, Perciformes, Cyclopteridae. The transcript has 4 exons. The record is from RefSeq and is a predicted model, not a curated record.